Messenger RNA from Pectinophora gossypiella (pink bollworm), 948 nucleotides. RefSeq lists its product as uncharacterized. Lineage: Eukaryota; Metazoa; Arthropoda; Insecta; Lepidoptera; Gelechiidae. The record is from RefSeq and is a predicted model, not a curated record. The transcript is spliced from 5 exons. The coding region runs from base 1 to 948 and encodes 315 amino acids.
AUGUUUUGCCUGAAGCGAUGCUUGGUGUCCAGCUCGUUGAGCGCUCCGUCCGUGCUGGCGGCCGCGCCGCUGGGUGCUACUGCGCUGCGGCGGCGGGCGCAGGCGGCGCGUGCGCGGCCCUACACGUACCGCCGUCGCGUGUGCCCGCCGACGAUAAUCGACCCCGUCGCGAACCGGGUGCCCUUGCCUUGUCGGAAAUACCCGCCGGACAGACGACCAUGUGUAGACAUGAGAAAGAUCAUAAUCGAGCGCGGUACCCCGUGCCACGAGAAGAUAAUCCGCGCGUUCCUGUACGCGCACCACUGGACCCGCGACCCCACUUGUACGGGCCUGUGGAUGUCGCUCGACAGCCCUUACCUGGCUUGCAUCACAGAGAAAUACGCUACCUCUGGCGACAGGUACCUCGCGUUCGAGCUGCAAGACCGUACACACGAGCGCAAGCCGGUGGGCGUCCUGGUGGCCAACAAGACGUUCCCCUGGGUGGCGGACGAGCUGGACCAGUGGGCGCGCCACACCAUCUUCAAGCCGGACCGCACGCGCAUGUUCUUCAUGGCCCACUGCCUGCGCAGCGCCAACCUCUUCAAUAGGUACCAUGUGCCCUACGCCUAUGAGAUUGAGGUGUUGUCCACGUCAGAAGAAGUGCGUGGGCACGGCGUGGGCGAGGCGCUGCUGCGGCGCUGCAUCAAGGACGCCCUGGAGCUCCGGCACCCGCUCAUACAGAUCCUCGCCAAGAGCGACUACGUUAUCAAGAUCUGCGAGCGGCUCAAGCUGAAGAACGCGUGGAGCAUGAAGUACGCGGACUACGUGAGCGAGACGGGGCAGAGCCUGUUCUUCCCGCGGCGGCCGCACUUCACCGCCGCCAUGUACUACCGUGUCUUCGACCCCAAGGACGCCGUGCCCAAGGUCUGCCCGGCCAAGUUUAAGGGAUACGUUGAUCCGUGCGACUAG